AUGACAACAAAUUUACAUAAAUUAUCUUUGCCCAAGAGUCUGACAUCUUCAACUGACAGCGAUGCUUUCUCAAAAGAUCUUUUACGUCAAUUUGAUAAGAAGAGAUCAAGAUUACACUUUGAAUUAGGCUUUACAUCUCAAGCACCAUCACCGGAAUCGUCCAUUAUCACUACACCAGCGACGAAUGAUUACCAAUACGAGGAGCCAGUUCAACUAGAUCAGCAAGAGGAGGAGGAGGAGGAGGAGGAGGAGAUGGCAGCCGCUGGAAGGACAACAGAGGAUUCCAUUAGACAACGAUCGACAGCAAGCAAGCGAUCUUCAUCGGCUAGUGAUUUAUUGCGUAGAUCCUCUGCCUACCUCAAAUCAAAGUUUGAUUUAAUAAAAAAGAACAAAUCCCAUGAUGAUUACCUUGAGCAUCAUCAUUACCAUCACCACGACAACACGCCCAUCGAUAUAGCAGACAAACCCACAAAAUUAUUUAUGAAGACGACUAUAUCCAUUCCAUCUACCACUGCCGCUAAGCCUAAUCCCACUAUUGCAUCUAAUCCGCCUACUAUAACUCAAUAUCCACCAAAGCCGCUUGUGUAUUCCCCUAUUGAACCUAUUCCCCGUUUGCAGCACGAAUCAAAAACAUUGCUACAUCGUAUAUCUAUGCCAUUAAUGCGUGUCUAUAACCAAGACAAUGCAUCUCUCACUCGCAACAAGUCCAUUACCUCACUUGUCAAUCGUAGACGCAAGUCCGAGCCAGAUCAACAUACCAAAAGAAAGCUAAAGAGACAAUAA
Mucor velutinosus is the source of this 783-nucleotide messenger RNA. RefSeq lists its product as uncharacterized. The transcript is spliced from 2 exons. The record is from RefSeq and is a predicted model, not a curated record. Lineage: Eukaryota; Fungi; Mucoromycota; Mucoromycetes; Mucorales; Mucoraceae. The coding region runs from base 1 to 783 and encodes 260 amino acids.